Molecule: messenger RNA, 2653 nt
Organism: Cornus florida
Lineage: Eukaryota; Viridiplantae; Streptophyta; Magnoliopsida; Cornales; Cornaceae
Product: receptor-like protein 7
Exons: 2
Coding region: 32-2653 (873 amino acids)
Molecular function (GO): protein binding
Source: RefSeq, a predicted model, not a curated record
UCUUCACUUCGUCUUCCCUUGUUGCCUAAAUAUGAGGUUUCCUCUAUUCCCAUGGUUUUUCUUGAUCACCACACACUCGAUCUUUAUCACUCCAGUAUACGCCCAAUGUUUAGACCAUCACAAAACUUUGUUGCUCCAGUUAAAGAAUAGCCUCAUAUUCAACUCUGCAUAUUCAACCAAGCUGGUGCUCUGGAACCAUAAUAUGGAUUGUUGCGAGUGGAGUGGUGUAACGUGCAACAAUAUGGGUCGUGUUAUUGGUCUCGACUUAAGCGAUGAAUCAAUCUCUGGCGGAAUCCACAACUCAAGUAGCCUUUUCAAUCUCAAGUAUCUUCAAAGUCUGAAUCUUGCUAAAAACAGCUUCGGCUCUUGGCAAAUUUCAUCUGGGUUUGAGAAGCUAACUAGUUUGACAUAUAUGAAUUUGUCAUAUGCAGACUUGACAGGACAAUUUCCUAUUGGGAUUUCAGGUUUGACAAGGUUGGUCUCUCUGGAUUUCUCUGGGAAUUACUACUUAAAACUUGGCAACUCAAAUCUAAAAUUACUUGUUCAGAAUCUCACGGAGCUCACAGAACUCCGUCUUGAUGGUGUAAAUAUAUCGUCCAAGGGAGAGGAAUGGUGCCAAGCCAUAUCUUCUUCACUCCCUAAUCUGCGAGUCUUGAGCUUGUCUUUCUGUGAUCUCUCAGGUCCUCUUUGUUCUUCCCUUGAGAAUCUCCGAUCCCUUUCGGUGAUCGAUCUGAGUCAUAACAAUUUGUCCGCCCCAGUUCCAAAUUUCUUUGCAAACUUCACCAAUUUGACAGAAUUACUUCUCUGGUAUUCUAAUUUGCAGGGAACAUUUCCGGAAAACAUCUUCCAUGUGCCAACUCUACAUAAACUUGACUUAUCAGCCAAUGAAUUACUUCAGGGUUCUUUUCCAGAAUUUUUCCAGAAUGGAUCUCUCCAGACCUUAAUUCUUAGACACACAAAUUUUUCUGGGAUAUUACCAAAUUCUAUUGGUAAUCUUCAGAUGUUGUCCACGAUAGAUGUUCAGAAUUGCAACUUAACUGGAGCAAUCCCAAGUUCAAUGGAAAACCUUACUCAACUUGUUUAUUUGGAUUUGUCAUACAAUAUGUUUAUUGGUCCAACCCCAUCAUUUUCAAAGAACCUCUCCUACAUAGACUUAUCCCAUAAUCAUUUAACGGGUACAGUUCCUUCCACCCACUUUGAAGGCCUAUUGAAUCUUGUUAUGAUUAAUUUAAGUCAAAAUUCACUCAAUGGAAGCAUUCCGUCAUCUCUUUUAGAACUCCCAUCGCUGAAAAAAUUUGAUGGUCAAGUUGAUGAAUUUUCUAAUGCUUCCUCCUCUCUACUAGAGGUCAUCAAUCUGAGUAGUAACAAUUUACAGGGGGCAAUACCCAUGUCUUUCUUUGAGCUCAGAAGGCUUAUUCGUCUUAUGAUCAAUUCCAACAACUUUAGUGGCCCAAUACAACUGGAAAAGUUUUAUAGACCACUGUCUCUCUGUAUCCUUGACCUUUCAGACAACCAAAUUGAAGGGAAAAUACCAAACUGGAUUUGGGAAGUUGGGAAUGGAAGUCUCCUUUACUUGAAUCUCUCUCACAAUCUCUUGGUUGAUUUGCAAGAACCGCAUGUUUUACACCCCAACCUUCUUUUCCUUGACCUACACUCUAACCUGCUCUCUGGAAAAAUCCCAAUACCAGGAGAAUCAGCUCAAUACAUUGACUUCUCAAGUAAUAAUUUCAGCUCUUCUAUCCCUCCUACUAUUGGUAGUCUCCUCACCUAUGCCUCUUUCUUCUCUCUUUCAAAUAAUAGCGUCAUUGGAAACAUUCCUCAAUCGGUAUGCAAUAUGAGAUACCUUCAAGUUCUAGAUUUGUCUAAUAAUCGUUUGAGUGGCACAAUACCAUCAUGUUUGAUCCAAAGGAGUACUAGUACUCUUGGAGUACUGAAUCUGCGAAAUAACAGACUUAGUGGAAAUGUUUUGACUGUAUUUCCAAACUAUUGUAAUCUACAAACUCUGGAUCUCAGUGGCAAUCGUUUGGAAGGGCAGAUUCCAAAAUCAUUGUCAAAUUGUAGAAGGUUGGAGGUUUUAAACCUUGGCAAUAACAUGGUAAGUGAUAGAUUUCCGUGCUUUUUGGAGAACAUAUCAAGCCUACAUGUUUUAGUUUUGCGCUCUAAUAGGUUCCAAGGCUUCUUCUCAAAUUGGAAGGCAAUGAUGAUUGACAAUGAUAAUGCACAACCAAUGUUUGAUAAUCUGGGUUAUCUCUACUUUUCUGAAUAUACUGCUGGACACUACUAUUCAGAUCGAGUGAAUGUCAUCUAUAAAGGGAUAGAGGUGGAGCUGGUGAAAGUUUUUACUAUUUUUACCUCCAUUGAUUUUUCAAACAAUAGAUUUGAAGGGAAAAUACCAGAUACUGUUGGGAAUCUCAAAUCGCUUGUUCUUCUCAACUUAUCGUACAAUGACCUCCAAGACUCAAUUCCAACAUCAUUAGGAAACUUGAAGAAGCUCGAAUCACUUGAUCUUUCACGAAACAAGUUGACCGGGAUGAUCCCAACACAACUUGCAAGUCUUACAUUUCUUUCGGUUUUGAAUGUGUCAUACAAUCUUUUGGUUGGCAAUGAUGAUCGAGUGAAUGUUUCACCCCUUAGCGGUCCAAACAGGUCAUAA